Cydia strobilella is the source of this 3777-nucleotide messenger RNA. RefSeq lists its product as uncharacterized. The record is from RefSeq and is a predicted model, not a curated record. NCBI's taxonomy places the organism in Eukaryota, Metazoa, Arthropoda, Insecta, Lepidoptera, Tortricidae. The transcript is spliced from 6 exons. Gene Ontology annotation, molecular function: zinc ion binding; DNA binding. Gene Ontology annotation, cellular component: nucleus. Bases 331 to 2061 code for a protein of 576 amino acids. Gene Ontology annotation, biological process: DNA recombination; DNA integration.
AAAAUAGAUAUUGCUUUGCCCGAGUUGUUGGUGAUAUUUUGGGUAUAAUGUGCUUUGAUUCUGUGUUUAUAUCUUAUUCUGACCAUUAACGCAAUAAUAACCUAUGAGAACAUAACUGGAGAAAAGAAUCCAACACGGUUUCUCGACGGACAAUUUGAAACUAACCUAUCCCUAGUGAUUUUUGGACACAGUUUAAGGACUAUUAAAUACCUUUAAUAAGUAUUGUUGUGGUCGAUUUUGUCUGUGUUGUGUGUGUAGGCCGAACAAGAACAUAUUUACAAAAGUUUUGAUACAGUUGGAUUGUGCUCGUACAUAAAGAAGAAAUUAAAAAUGAGUGACAGCGAUGAAAAUAGUUUACUAACUGAAAAGAAACACAUCGCUAUUGAUAAUGACAAUGUGCCGAGUCCUCCAGAAAUAGAAAAUAUUUCAGAUGGAACUAAAAAGAUUUACAAAAAAAGUUACAAUAAGUUUAUGGCAUGGAGAAAGAAAGAAAACAUAUCUUCCAUUUCAGAAAAAGUCUUGCUGACAUAUUUCCAGGAUAUGAGCACAAAAUAUGCACCUUCGACCUUAUGGGCUGAGUAUUCUAUGAUUAAAUCGACAUUGAAACUUUAUGAAAAGACCGAUAUAUCCUGUUAUGUCAAGCUACCACAGUUUCUAAAGCAAAAGUCGGAAGGGUAUAAAGCUAAGAAGUCAAAAACAUUUGCACCGUCGGAAAUUGAGAAAUUUAUCAGAAAAGCACCUGAUGAAGUCUUUCUCAUGGUGAAGGUAGCAGUGAUUUUCGGCGUGCUAGGUGCUUGCAGAAGACAAGAACUGCAGAGGUUGCUGUUCAAAAAUGUCAAAGUUUUCGACGACGAAAUGCUGCUAGUCAAUAUAAUGAAAACUAAAAACAAACUAGACCGAACUUUUACCGUCACUGGUAAAUACUAUCACAUAGUGAAAAAGUUCAUUGACGCCAGGCCAAAGGAUUGUAGAAAUGAACGUUUUUUUCUAACGUAUUACAAAGGGAAAUGUUCACUGCAAAAUGUGGGGAUCAACUAUUUUGGCAAUAUGGGUAAAACGGUGGCAACAUACUUGAAGUUAUCGAACCCGGAGCUGUAUACUGGCCACUGCUUCCGGAGAACCUCUGCCACUUUACUUGUUGAUGCAGGAGGUGACAUUAUUGCCUUAAAAAAGCCUGCCCUGAAAAAGGAAUGGACGAGCGUUGUUAGAGACUACAUUGACCAUACCAUUCAAAACAAGCAGCAGCCGUCACGCAAAGCGAAGAAGCCGAGGAUAUUAAACAGUCCAGCCAGCUCAGAUUCCGACUCCAGCACGCGAACGCAGCCGGAACCUUCGCCUCCAGAGCCGAACAGAGGCGAGCAGUGUCGUUUCUGUGGCGACUUCAAGGAAUGCAGCCAGGUCGUUCAGAAGCCCUACCUCAUGGGCAACAAGACUACACUAGCACUCAAUCAUUUGCGAGUCGAACUGGACUUCAGCAUAGACUCUCUUCCGAAAACCGUCUGCCGCGAGUGCGACGCGAAGCUACUAGAGACCUUCGAAUUCAUCAAACAAGUCAACACUGCACAAUUCUCACUGGUCGCCGUCUGUCCAAACAAUGCUACAAAUGCACACAGUUCGGCCCGAAAUCACAUUAACGACCUUCAACACAUAGAGAUUGAUACUCAAAUAGUCAAAGCUGAAUUUGAGUCGACGGAUGAAGAUUCACGUGAAAGUAAAGUCGAGAUUCGUGAAGAUUCAUUAACUCUCGGUGAAACGGUGUAUUUGAGAGAAACUCAUAAAAGAAAACAUGAGGUUGAUGAUAAAAAGCUGAAGAAAAUGAGAAAAGAAAAAAAUGUAAAAAUUCAACAUACUGAGUUAAUAGUUGAUAUAAAAGAAGAAAGGAUUGACAAUGAUGAUGGAAAUAGUGAAGAUAGUGUUGAAUUUUGUGAUACUGGGACUGAUGUGAAACCUAGUGAGUUAGAACUUGCAGAAAGUGCUUUUGAGUAUCAAAAAGGCAAGCAGACAUUUAGUGAUACACGCGUGAAAGGCAAAAAGUCCAGUGGUGAAAAGUGUAAUGACUAAAAUUAACACAAUAAGAUGGUUUAUAGAUAUGAACAGUGAUUUAUUUUGUUUUUAACUAAAGUUACUGAUGUUCUCUUGUAAUAAGUCUUAACUUUGUUGUAAAUAAGGUGAUUUUUUGAUUUAUUUUAUAUAAACAAAAUCGUACGACUUUUGCCAGAGAACAUUUUAUGUGAAAAAUGUUUCAUGUAAAAAAAGGUUUAUGGUACAAAUUGUAUAUUGUGUGCACCUUUACCAUAAUUGGGAUAUAAAAAAUUCUCAGGAUGAGAUUAAGCUAAAAAAAAUAUCAACCAUCAGUCCCAAACUAAAAUAAAGUAGGUUAAGUAUGUUAUAUGAAAUAUAAUUUAAACACAUAAGAAUAUAAUUAAAUAUUUUGUUAAGAUUAAUAUAAAAAAAAAAGUAUAAGACUGAAUCUUUCGUUAAUAUUUUAUUUUUGUUUGUUUAGUUUCUUUACUUACAACAAUGACAAUUGUCUUGAAAUAUGAUACUUGAUAAUUAAACAUAAAAUGUACAUAUCUAGUUACUUCUUAUAUAUAAGUAAUUUCUUCUUUAACUUACCAAUAUAAGAAAAUGUUAUUUUAACUAUAAAACUCCCGUGAGACUCAAACAUAUUAGAUUAUUUGAAAUCGGGUCACUCACGUAUUAUUAAGUCGAAUAGCUCGACAUGUUUCGGUCCAAUUUACGAAGACCGUCUUCACGGAGACACGACACGUCUUCACUGGUCGAGGGCGCGGCGUGUACACGGUAGUACGUGUCUCCGUGAAGACGGUCCUCGUAAAUUGGACCGAAACAUGUCGAGCUAUUCGACUUAAUAAUACGUGAGUGACCCGGUUUAAAAUAAUCUAAUAAGAAAAUGUUAGUUUUUCAAAUAGGUAUAAAAUUGAAACAGUAUUGUCAGAAGGCAAGAAAUUGUCCUAUUUGUCAAUAUUUUGUUUUGUGUGUGAUUUGUCAUAUCCAAAAUGAGAGAUAAAUAUGAUACCUAAUCAUACAAAAAUUAGAAUAAUUCUAUUUUCUAUUUGUAUCUAAACUUUAGAAAUUUGUUAAAUAGCUGAUUUGCUAAAAGAUGCGGCUGUCAUAUGUUAUUUGUGUGACAUUUCAAACCUUGUGACAGUGAUAAUAAAUAUGAAAGCAACUAAAGGAUAUAACUAUACAUAUCGAGACUUCCGGUUCGAGCGCCAUCUUGAUAGUUAGCAUCGUGAUUAAUUACUUUGUUUUUUGCUCAUUAAUAUUGUUUAAAGUGUAAUAUCGAUAGCUUAUUAUACAGUAAACUAAUGUGGUAGUGUGCAGUGAAUGGAGAAUUAAUUUUGAAGCGCGUUUAACCACCAUCUUGGAGUCAACGGCCGGUAGUCAACGUGCUUCUUGUAAAGUCUAGCUAUCGAUUUACAAGAGCUAACAAAUCACCGUACACUGUCUUGUACAACCGUACAAUUUUUGUCGUUUUUAAACCCCUUGAUACUGGCGAAAUAGUCCCACUGGGCUGAAGCCAUAAUUUUAAAAGAAGAAGAAGAAAAAAACUAUACAUAUCACUUAUUGUCACUGUGACAAGAUAUUGUACAGUCAGCAUUUUAUAGUGACGACCAAACAUCCCUUUUUCUAAGGUGAAUAUGUUUGGCCGUUACUUUCUAUUUGAUGUUUAUUUGAAAUUUGUUAAUUUCAAUUAAUCGAUUUAUCCUGUUUGAUAUCGUUACGUUCGUUGAUUGCAAAAUAAAAUAUGUGCAU